This is a messenger RNA of Argentina anserina (silverweed cinquefoil), 1308 nucleotides long. RefSeq names its product probable WRKY transcription factor 7. The record is from RefSeq and is a predicted model, not a curated record. Gene Ontology annotation, molecular function: sequence-specific DNA binding; DNA-binding transcription factor activity. Bases 125 to 1126 code for a protein of 333 amino acids. Gene Ontology annotation, biological process: regulation of DNA-templated transcription. NCBI's taxonomy places the organism in Eukaryota, Viridiplantae, Streptophyta, Magnoliopsida, Rosales, Rosaceae. The transcript has 3 exons.
GAUAGCCCAAAUAUAUGCCUUCCGAAAUUUGACUCGAAUCCCCUGUUUCCUUUUUCUUUUUCUUCUCCACGAAGACUUAUAUAUAUUCUGUCUGUAAAUUUUGUACUAGUUGUGAUUCUUCUCCAUGGCUGUGGAGCUCAUGAUGGGUUUGGUUGACAGCUUUGCAGCCAAGAUGGAAGAGAAUGACGUCAAGGAAGCAGCCUCCGCCGGGAUUCAGAGCGUUGAGAAAUUCAUAAGGUUGAUGUCUUCUUCUUCUUCUUCAACCUCUGAAAGUGCUGCCAUAGAAUACAGAGCAGUUGCGGACAUGGCCGUCAAUAAGUUCAGGAAGGUCAUUUCUUUGUUGGAUAGAGGAAGAACAGGUCACGCUCGUUUUCGAAGAGGUCCGGUGACUGCUACUAGUACAGCUACUACGGCUACUCCACCGGAAUCACCCCAAGUUCUGACGAGAGAAACAGGGCGGCCUUCAUUUCAGUCUCCAGAUGCUCUAUAUAUGAAGACAGAGCAAUCCCAAUCCUCAUCUGCGUUCAAGGUUUACUAUCCCAAACCAGUUCUAUGGUUACCGCCUCUUCCAAAGAGUGGUACUAGCUUCAAUUUCUCGGCCUCGCCGGGCGUUUCUGGUUCGAGUUCGUUUAUGUCCGGCGACGGCGAGACUACUACUCUGCAGCACUCCAUGUCUUCCGGGUUUCAAUUGACGAACAUGUCCAAUAUGUCAGUGUCGUCUGCUGGUAAGCCUCCUCUUCCUUCCUCGUCAUUAAAGAGGAAGUGUCAUUCUGUGGAUGAUUCCGCAGCUCUGAAGUGUGGCUCGUCUUCUUCAAGAUGCCACUGUUCCAAGAAAAGGAAAUCAAGAGUGAAAAGAGUGACAAGGAUCCCUGCAAUUAGUACGAAAAUGGCUGAUAUCCCAGCCGAUGAGUAUUCAUGGCGAAAGUACGGCCAAAAACCAAUCAAGGGUUCCCCUCAUCCAAGAGGGUACUACAAGUGCAGUAGCCAGAGAGGGUGUCCUGCAAGAAAACACGUAGAGAGAGCUGUAGACGAUCAGAGCAUGCUGAUCGUGACCUACGAAGGCGAUCACAAUCACUCCCAAGCUGUCACGGAGGCAAUGGCAGCCAUCGUCCUCGAAUCGUCCUAGGCAACUCAUCGAGCGGCCAAAACGGCCCCAACCACAAUUCUUCCUCUUUAUUAAAGUUCUAAUUAAGCUUGGCCGGGGGCAACAUAAUAGUCAGCUCUCACAGUCUCCAAGAGGAUUAGUGGGUUCAUAUUUUCAUUUUUUUUUCCUUGAUGGGUUUAUUCUUAUUCUUUUGAUGAUGAUCU